This is a messenger RNA of Papaver somniferum (opium poppy), 1566 nucleotides long. RefSeq lists its product as uncharacterized. The transcript is spliced from 3 exons. Lineage: Eukaryota; Viridiplantae; Streptophyta; Magnoliopsida; Ranunculales; Papaveraceae. The record is from RefSeq and is a predicted model, not a curated record. Bases 1 to 1566 code for a protein of 521 amino acids.
AUGUUCUUUCCUUAUGGUGAGCUGGAUUGGAGCUACGAAUUAAGACUCUGGGAGGAAAGCAUUAAAGAUUUUGGAAAUAGCAGUCUAACCCUGAUGGAUUUUUAUAGUUAUUAUAUAUUUCCUCGCGUGCUGGAAUACUCUACUAUUCUUAGGGGGUGUAAGCUUUUCCAGGAAUUGGUGGUGGAUGCAUGGGCUUCGACUGAACAGAUUCGUUUAGGCUGGAUAAGGUUCAGUCAGGAUAAGCUGCGUGCGGAUAAUUAUAAAUCGAUAAUCAAGUUGAAGGAGGAUGGGAUAUCACCGGAUCAAGGGGGUACACCGUGUGUUUCGCCGUCUACGCAUGUCGGAGGACCAAGGCAGAUGCAUGAGAUCUAUCAGGACUCCAUGGAAAUAACGCGCUAUAAUCAUCAUCCAGAUAUAUUUCUUACCAUGACGGCGAAUCCAAACUGUACAGAGAUACAAGAAGCACUUUAUCCUCACCAGACUGCAUCUGACUGUCCAAAUUUAGCUGAGCGAGUAUUUAAGAUGAAAAGAAAGGCUUUGCUGGAUGAGAUAGUCGAAAAGAAGGUGUUUGGGGAUGUGGUCGGACCCUGUGGUGACAGGAAUAAAGAUUCGCCUUGCAUGAAAAAAGGAAAAUGCACCAAACAUUAUCCAAAGAGCUAUAACGAUACGACUUGCUUGGGCGGAGGUGGGUAUCAGGUUUAUCGUCGCAAGAAUAGCGGCGUGGAGGUGGCUAUUCGCGGUGGGCGUAAGGCAACCAAUAUUGACGUUGUACCUUACCACCCGCAUCUGCUGCGGAUGUUUAAUUUCCAUAUUAACGUUGAGGUAUGUGCUGGGAUAAGGGAGGUCAAGUACAUCAACAAGUACAUAUACAAGGGGUAUGACAAAACCACAUUUGUAGUUGGAUCGGCUGAUGAGAUACAGAUAUACAUAGACGCAAGGUACAUAGGUCCCCCAGAAGCUGUUUGGCACCUGUUUGGGUACCGUAUGUACAAGGAAAUGCACUGCGUGGAAAGGUUGGCAAUACACCUUAAAGGUAUGCAGAGAAUUGUAUAUGAAUCCGAAGCAUCGACCGAAGGAGUGACACAGACAGCUGAGAAUUAUAAAUCUAAACUGAUGACAUACUUUGAGUACUAUGAUGAGAAUCCCAAUGCCCCUGCAUACACGUAUCAAGAAUUUCCGCAGCAUAUGGUGUGGAAAGCAGAUAAAUCUAUAUGGGAAGUCAGGAAAAAACAGUCGUUCGAACAUCUGAGGACUGUGAAUGGCGUGCUACAUUCAACCUAUAAAAAAGCAAGCGUUGAGCUUGGGUUAUUAGAGAGCGACGGAGAAUUUGUAAAUUGUUUGAGGGAGGCAUCAACUGUUCAGGUAGGAAUCCAGAUGAGAAACCUCUUUAAGAUAAUUAUGUUGGAUGGAAAUCCAGCUGAACCGGAAUUGUUAUGGAAAGAAUUCAAGAUGCAUAUCUGCGAUGAUUUACAUCACGUUAUUAAAAGAAAGUAUGACAUCCUAGAACCAACAGAUGAGCAGAUUGAAGACUACGGACUUUACCUUAUUGAUAAAUUGUUGCGUUAG